Bufo gargarizans (Asiatic toad) is the source of this 1053-nucleotide messenger RNA. Its product is annotated as serine protease 33-like. Gene Ontology annotation, molecular function: serine-type endopeptidase activity. NCBI's taxonomy places the organism in Eukaryota, Metazoa, Chordata, Amphibia, Anura, Bufonidae. The transcript has 6 exons. Gene Ontology annotation, biological process: proteolysis. The record is from RefSeq and is a predicted model, not a curated record. Bases 1 to 1053 code for a protein of 350 amino acids.
AUGGAGCUUUUUAAAGAACUAAUUCUGCUGCUUCUAGUUACUUGUGUCUUGGCCAAUCCUACAUCAACCUCCUCCAAGAACGAUUACCUAAAGAAACUCAGCAGAAUUGUUGGGGGUAGUAAUGCCAAUGAUGGGGAGUGGCCCUGGCAAGUCAGUCUGCAGUAUGAAGGAAACCAUAUUUGUGGUGGGACGCUGAUCUCCAACCAGUGGGUGAUGACUGCUGCUCACUGUGUGGAAUGGACAAGUGAUUAUGACAGCUUUUCGGUCGUCUUGGGCAUGUACCAGCUGAAUACUCCAAGCUUCCAUGAGAUUCAACUCUACUUGGAUGAGGUCAUUAUUCAUCCUGACUAUAUUGGAGUCUUGACCAGAGGGGACAUCGCUCUCCUGAAGCUUUCCGCGCCCGUCAGCUACACCCCAUACAUCCAAGCCGUCCGGCUUCCAGAUGAAACGUCCAACUUCCCCUGUGGCUUGGACUGCUGGACCACAGGCUGGGGGGCCACAGACAGCGGCUGGGGGAAUGAAAAUCUGACCCUGCAGGAGGUGGAGGUCCCUCUAAUAGACCACGUGACAUGUGACCAGCUUUAUCAUGUCUGGUCCUCAGUGAAUGCAAGCACCAUUAUAAUCCAUGACUACCAGAUCUGUGCUGGGUACCUAGAUGGUAAGAAGGACUCUUGUCAGGGAGACUCUGGAGGGCCUCUGGUGUGUAAGGUGCAGGGCUCCUGGUACCAGGUCGGUAUUGUCAGCUGGGGUGAAGGAUGUGGUUCUCCAUACCGCCCUGGAGUCUACUCUCUUGUGCCGAACUAUCAGCAGUGGAUCCAGCAGUAUGUGCCCGAUCUGAAGUUUAUGAAGCUGACGAACAUUCAGCCAGACAUGAAAUGCUUUGACCUCCCUCCCGAUGCAGAUGCUAGCACUCUGCCCUGCUCAUGUGACAGAUACACGGGUACAUGGCUUCUUACAAGAGACGGCUCUGACAACUGUGGCUAUAUGAGCCUCACAGGACAGGUUGUCAGCCCCGGAGGAAAAGCAGAGUUCUUAACCACCAUAGACAAUUGA